AUGGAGCCCCUGCGGGUCCUCGAGCUGUACAGCGGCAUUGGGGGCAUGCACCAGGCGCUGAGAGAAAGCUGUAUUCCUGCACAAGUGGUGGCUGCCAUUGACGUAAACACUGUCGCUAAUGAAGUGUACGCGUACAAUUUUCCUCACACUCAGUUACUGGCCAAGACAAUUGAAGGCAUUACACUAGAAGAGUUUGACAAAUUGUCUUUCAAUAUGAUUUUAAUGAGCCCUCCCUGUCAGCCAUUCACCAGAAUUGGCCUGCAAGGUGAUGUGACUGAUCCAAGGACAAAUAGCCUCUUACAUAUCCUAGAUAUUCUCCCAAGAUUACAAAAAUUACCGAAAUACAUUCUUUUAGAAAAUGUUAAAGGUUUUGAAGUAUCUUCUACAAGAGACCUGUUAAUACAAACAAUAGAAAAUUGCGGUUUUCAGUACCAAGAAUUUCUGUUAUCUCCAACCUCUCUCGGCGUUCCAAAUUCAAGGCUACGGUAUUUCCUCAUUGCAAAGCUUCAGUCAGAACCAUUGCCUUUUCAAGCUCCUGGUCAGGUGCUGAAGGAGUUCCCCAAACUUGAAUCUGAACAUCCAGAAAAAAAUACAAUACUUGCAGAAAAUAAAAUUGAAAGAAAGAAAAUGGAACCAAAUAUUUGCUUUGAUAAUGGCAGACAAUGUUCUGGAAAAGAAGCCAUUCUUUUUAAGCUUGAAACUAUAGAAGAAAUUGACCGGAAACAUCAGCAGGACAGUGAUCUCUCUGUGCAAAUGCUAAAAGAUUUUCUUGAAGAUGACAUUGACACGAAUCAGUAUUUUUUACCACCAAAGUCACUGUUGCGAUACGCUCUUUUGUUAGACAUUGUUAAGCCCACUUGCAGAAGGUCCACAUGCUUUACCAAAGGUUAUGGAAGCUACAUAGAAGGGACAGGAUCUGUGUUGCAGACCUCAGAGGACGUGCAGAUUGAGAAUGUCUACAAAUCCCUCACCAAUUUGUCACAAGAAGAAAAGAUAACAAAAUUAUCAAUGCUUAAACUUCGGUAUUUCACUCCUAAAGAAAUAGCAAAUCUCCUUGGAUUUCCUCCAGACUUCGGAUUUCCUGAGAAGAUAACAGUGAAACAGCGUUAUCGUCUACUUGGAAAUAGUCUCAAUGUGCAUGUAGUAGCUAAACUAAUCAAAAUCCUAUAUGAAUAA
Molecule: messenger RNA, 1176 nt
Organism: Puma concolor (puma)
Lineage: Eukaryota; Metazoa; Chordata; Mammalia; Carnivora; Felidae
Gene: TRDMT1
Product: tRNA aspartic acid methyltransferase 1
Cellular component (GO): nucleus
Molecular function (GO): methyltransferase activity
Source: RefSeq, a predicted model, not a curated record